CUCCUUAAAUUAUCAAAAUCCCUCCUUUUUUCCUAUUCUCUUUUGCUAUCUCACAAGUCCAUAUCAUAGUUUCACACACGGCAGAUGCCCUCCCACCUUCAAAAUCUCUAGAAAUAUCGCCAUGAACAGUGCCACGAGAAUGAGAUUUCUCCUCUUGCAUCGAUUUGAGCUCAAAUUCGUGAGAUUUUUGGAACCUCGGAUGCACCAUCAGCUCGUGAAUCCAUAUAUGAGGAAGUUUCGCUGAUUUUGUUUAUGAAAAUCUGAAGAAUCGGAAGUCAACGCAGGUCUGGCACUGUUCAUUCAAAAUUUUGUCUCUUUGAUUCACGAUGAUCCAGACUUCUUUGAUGGCUAAUUUUUGGAUAUACUGAGCGGUUUGCAAUCCCCUUCCAUCCUAUGAAGUUGAAUUUCAUUAUGAAUUGAUUUUCAUUUCGAUUUGAGGGGUUUAUGGGUUACGAACUACUGUUCAUAGCGAGAACCUUGAUUAUGAAUGCUUAUGUUUUUUUCCAAGUUUUGUGGAUUCUUCCCUGCUGUUUUGAGUUCCUUUGAGAUGCAUAUGAAUGAUUUUACUUGUACAAGUUCCUAGUAUGAAUAGCUGCUGGUGUUCUUGACUCCUUUCACGGCAUAGUUUCCCAGUAUGAAUAGCUGCUGUUUUUCUUGUUUCCUGGUAAUAAUAGGCUCAUAGCUAGAGAUCUGUAGUCUUUUUAACUCCUUUCACGGCAUAGUUUCCCAUAGCUUUUAAUGUUUUCAUUGUGAGGCUUCAUAUCAAACUUGUGAUAGAUUUUCCCUUCCACAAAAAGCCUUCCCUGCCCUGAUUCAGAAAAUAUGGACAUUGGAAUAAAUUCUGUUGACAUUCCCAUGGAAUAGGAUUUGGGAAUGUUUCCAGGUUCGCUACCAGCCAACCCCAUGGAUUAUGUGUGAUUUGUGUUAGGUUUACAUGCUUUGAUGUCCAAUAAACUAAUUGAUUUUGUCUGAUUUUGAAAAAAAUCGUACGGAAUUGCAGAGAUAUCAAUGUUUUGAUGACGGCAUUGAAACAGAUAAAAGAGAAAGCUCAUAAGGACGAUCGGAAGAAUAAUGAAGAGACGAUAUCUAGGUGAGUGAGUAGGGCUUGCAGUUUCUCGCGGCUCAAAUUUCAGCCAAACACUGAUUAUGAAGAUUGUUGUAAAUUUUGGUCAAUUUACAUAUUCAAACACUGAUUAUGAAGAUUGUUGUGAAUUUCAGGUUCAUAUAAUCAUAUGGAAUUGUAGAACGUAUUUGAUUGGUUCAUUUUGUGCAAUUAUUUUGACCUGCUACAGACAUGUGUUAGUAAAUUCAGCCUAGUGUUUGGGAAUAGAUCAUCCUUGGACAUGAAUAAGGACAAAAGAGCUUUGGAGAGUUUCCAUAUUGGGGAGAUCCAAAGAAAUGGUUGUUGCUAUUUCAUUGAGAUGUUCAAGACAAGGCUCAUGUUAAGAUUCUUGUCAUAUUCAUUGAUGAAGAUAAAGUGCGAGAAGCGGGGCUUGGGGAGAACUUACGAGUCCGAGUAUCUGGGAUUGAGGAAGAUGAUAUCUUAUCAGGCUUUGUUUUAUUUUAUGCAGUGUUGGUAAAUACCAUUCAAUUAUUUUCUCUGUUUAGUCUACUUUUUCAUUUUUCAAAGCUUUAUGUGUGGAUGCUUCUAAAUUGUUUGUUCAUUUUGUUACACAGUAAUAAAGUGGAUGCUUUGCAAGAAAAUACUUAAUGGUAUGCAGAUUGAGGACUCAAGUGGAUGCUUUACAAGAAAAUAUUGCUAGAGCAAGAGAUGGAUUCAAAAAUGUUAUUGAGGGGAUAAAUACCUAAAUUAGGUGUGCCAAAUGGACAAUUAGAGUGUGAUUUUAUUUAUGUAAAUAUUAAAUUAUUGGAUGUUAUUUAGACUUGGA
Molecule: messenger RNA, 1889 nt
Organism: Cuscuta campestris
Lineage: Eukaryota; Viridiplantae; Streptophyta; Magnoliopsida; Solanales; Convolvulaceae
Source: the annotation of a GenBank genome assembly